Messenger RNA from Paramecium octaurelia, 433 nucleotides. The record is from the annotation of a GenBank genome assembly. NCBI's taxonomy places the organism in Eukaryota, Ciliophora, Oligohymenophorea, Peniculida, Parameciidae.
AUAAAAGUCAGAUUGGAAAAUACUAAUUAUACUCUUAGUCAAUAUGCUGUUUCAAAUGUAAUUGCCUAACUAACAAAUUAGUGGUAACAAAUAUGCUACUGGAAGAAACAAGGAUAGAAUUAAAACUGAAAUUAUUUGACUAUUUUAUGUUCACCAUAAAUAUCAAGAUAUACUCUCAUAAACUAUUAAGAUCAUAAAUCUACCUAAAAAUCAUAAUAUAGGAGUAAUUCUAGUAAAUGCGCAAAAAGAAUUUAUUGGCCAAUUAAAAGAGGCUUUUGAGAUAGGCCUAAAUUUCCUCACAUGUGAACUAGGUAAAGGGUGGUUAAAUUAACCAAAGUUUAUGGUGCAAACAUGGACUAAGAAAUUUUAUAAUGAACCUCUUGUUUUAAUUAUUAAGGAAUGGCAGGGGAUAGAAUUGAAGGAUAUAUUUAGC